AUGGCGCAGGUUCAAGCUCCUUCUUCGCAUUCGUCUUCUCCUCCGGUUUCUAUCGCAGACGGAGCCUCGGCGGCGACGGGUGGAAGCGACGGAGUGAAUCACGGUGCUCUCUGUUCGCUCUAUGUCGGAGAUCUGGAAUUCAAUGUGACUGAUUCUCAGCUUUAUGACUAUUUCAAUGAGGUUUCUCCGGUUGUUGUAUCGGUUCGUGUUUGUCGCGACGCUGCCUCCAAUGCCUCUCUUGGAUAUGGUUAUGUCAACUACAGCAAUAGCGAUGAUGCGGAAAAGGCAAUGCAUAAGCUCAAUUACAGUCAUAUCAACGGGAAGAUGAUUAGGAUUACUUACUCUUCACGUGAUUCUUCUGCUCGUAAAAGUGGGAUUGGGAACUUAUUUGUCAAGAAUUUGGACAAGUCAGUUGACAACAAAACUCUGCACGAGGCGUUUUCCGAGUGUGGGAAUAUUGUGUCCUGUAAGGUUGCGACUGAUCACUUGGGUCAGUCUAAAGGAUAUGGCUUUGUGCAGUUUGAGAGUGAGGAUUCUGCUAAAAAUGCUAUUGAGAAGCUGAAUGGCAAAGUGCUGAACGACAAACAGAUUUUCGUUGGGCCUUUCCUCCGGAAGGAGGAAAGAGAGUCGGUUGCUGAUAAGAUGAAGUUCACUAAUGUUUAUGUGAAGAAUCUGUCGGAAACGGCUACGGAUGAUGAGUUGAAGACUACUUUUGGUCAGUAUGGUAAUAUUUCUAGUGCUGUCGUUAUGAGGGACGGAGAUGGGAAGUCCAGGUGUUUUGGAUUUGUCAACUUUGAAAAUCCUGAAGAUGCAGCCCGUGCUGUUGAGGCCCUCAAUGGAAAGAAGUUUGAUGACAAAGAGUGGUAUGUUUGUAAAGCUCAGAAGAAAUCUGAGAGGGAACUUGAGUUGAGCAGAAGAUAUGAACAAGGCGCAAGGGAGACAGGAAACCAAUUGGAUGGGUUGAAUUUGUAUGUUAAAAACCUUGAUGAAACCGUCACUGAUGACAAGUUGCGUGAGUUGUUUGCUGAAUUCGGUACAAUUACUUCUUGCAAGGUUAUGCGAGACCCUAGUGGUACCAGCAAAGGAUCAGGAUUUGUUGCCUUCUCAGCUGCCAGUGAAGCUUCUAGAGUGCUGAAUGAAAUGAAUGGUAAAAUGGUUGGUGGAAAACCGUUGUAUGUUGCUCUUGCUCAAAGGAAAGAAGAAAGAAGGGCUAAGCUGCAGGCGCAGUUUUCUCAAAUGAGACCUGCCUUUAUCCCUGGUGUGGGUCCUCGUAUGCCAAUAUUCCCGGGUGGUGCUCCAGGUCUUGGACAACAAUUUUUUUAUGGUCAAGGGCCUCCAAUCAUUCCUCACCAGCCUGGAUUUGGAUAUCAGCCUCAGCUGGUUCCUGGAAUGAGGCCCCCGAACUAUUUUGGCCCCAUGAUGCAGCCAGGUCAGCAAGGUCCACGACCAGGUGGGAGGCGGUCAGGUGAUGGACCCAUGCGUCACCAGCCUCAGCAGCCAAUGCCUUUUAUGCAGCCAUCGAUGAUCCCAAGAGGACGCGGAUACCGUUACCCUCCAGGUAGAAACAUGCCCGACGGUCCAAUGCCGGGAGGAAUGGUUCCAGUUGCUUAUGACAUGAAUGGAAUGCCUUUUGGUCAGCCUAUGCCCGCUGGUGCAUUGGCUUCUUCCCUUGCUAGUGUCCCUUCUGCUCAGCAGAGAACAAUUCUAGGUGAGAGUCUAUACCCAUUAGUGAAUCAGAUAGAUCCCGAGAACGCUGCCAAAGUGACCGGUAUGCUUCUUGAGAUGGACCAGACUGAAGUGUUGCAUCUGCUCGAGUCACCAGAGGCUCUAAAUGCCAAAGUUUCAGAGGCAUUGGAUGUGUUGAGAAAUGUGAAUCAGCCAACGGAGGUGAGUGAAGGCAAAAGUGGAAGCCCAAGUGAUCUCAUGGCUUCACUUUCCAUCAAUGAUCACUUAUGA
Messenger RNA from Arabis nemorensis, 1956 nucleotides. The record is from the annotation of a GenBank genome assembly. Lineage: Eukaryota; Viridiplantae; Streptophyta; Magnoliopsida; Brassicales; Brassicaceae.